Solanum pennellii is the source of this 6050-nucleotide messenger RNA. RefSeq names its product TMV resistance protein N-like. Gene Ontology annotation, biological process: signal transduction; defense response. The coding region runs from base 312 to 5915 and encodes 1867 amino acids. Gene Ontology annotation, molecular function: protein binding; ADP binding. Lineage: Eukaryota; Viridiplantae; Streptophyta; Magnoliopsida; Solanales; Solanaceae. The transcript has 10 exons. The record is from RefSeq and is a predicted model, not a curated record.
CAAAUCAAACAAAUAAAUUGAACCAAAAAAGCAUUUAUUUAUUAAAGGAAAAAUGAAGGUGGAAAGAAAUUUCAGAGUUAGAAAAUACCGACCAUAUUCCCAACACGCAAUUGCCUUAACAUUAUAAUAUAACAAAUACUCGUCAGUUUUUUCCCUUCACGCGGGCCUUUCCAUUGACUUGAGUCCUCAAAGUUCUCAGUUUUCCAAUUUUCCUUCUCUAGUUUUCAUUGUCAAAAUCUCAAUUGGAUCAUUAUCCUCUUUGUCUUUGCAUCAACUCUCAGUUGGGUCAUCGUUUUCUUGGACUUUUUUCAAUGGCAACCCCACAAACCCGUUAUUCUUUCCAUGUUUUCUUGAGUUUUAGAGGCGAAGACACCCGGAAAAACUUUACUGAUCAUCUCUACACAGCUCUCAUCAACGCUGGAAUUCGAACUUUUCGAGAUGAUGACGAAAUCCGCAGGGGAGAAAACAUAGAAUCUGAACUGCAAAAGGGUAUUCGAGAAUCCAAGAUUUCACUAAUUGUCUUCUCUAAAGACUACGCUUCUUCAAGAUGGUGUCUUGAUGAGCUUGUCAACAUUCUUGAUCGAAGAAAGAAAGAGGGUCAUACUGUUUUGCCUGUUUUUUACACUGUCAGCCCUGAGGAUGUUCAGAACCAAACUGGAAGUUUUGCUGAAGCUUUUGUGAAUCAUGAAAAGAGAGGAAAUGCAGAGAGUGGAGAGAAAAGAAAGGAAUGGAUGGAGAAGAUGGAGAAAUGGAGAUUAGCUCUGAAGGAAGUUGCUGAAUUGGAAGGAAUGUGCUUAGCCAAAGAAGUAGACGGGCAUGAGGCAAAAUUCAUCCAAAAGAUCAUUAAGGAGAUACUCAAAAGAUUGAAUCGCACAGUACUUAGUGUACCUUCAUACACAGUUGGACUAGAGUCUCGAGUGAAGGACAUUAACUCAUGGUUACAGGAUGAAUCCAGUGAAGUUGGCAUUGGGAUGAUCUGUGGACUUGGUGGCGUUGGAAAGACUACUGUUGCUAAAGUAGCUUACAACUCUAAUUAUGAUAGAUUUGAUGGGAGUUGCUUUCUUGCAAAUGUCAGAGAAAUCUCUAAGAAACAUCUAAAUGGUCAGGUUUAUUUGCAAAAACAAAUUUUUGAAAGUAUUUUGAAAGGCAGAAAGGAAAAAAUAUACAAUGCUGAUGAAGGAAUUGUCAAAAUGAAAGAUGCUAUUGGCAACAAAAAGGUUUUUAUUGUAUUUGAUGACGUGGAUCAGCUGGAUGUCUUAGAUUCACUUAUUGGAACAAGGGAUUGGUUUUAUCCGGGGAGUAAAAUUCUCAUUACGACAAGGUGUGAGAAACUGUUGAAGUCCUAUGAGAGGCACAUGCUAUUCAAGAUAAAGGAACUUGGAGAUGACGAGUCUCUAAAGCUCUUCAGUUGGUAUGCUUUUGCACAAGACCACCCAUUAGAAGAGUUCAAGAUGCUUUCAACAGAAGCAAUACAGCAUUGCUGUGGGCUUCCGUUAGCUCUUUAUGAUUUGGGUUCGUUUCUUUCAGGGAGAGGUAUGGAUAUAUGGAGGAGUAAAUUGCAGAAAUUGGAAGCAAUCCCUCAUAGCAGAGUUCAAAAGAAUCUUGAGAUAAGCUGCGAGUCUCUAGAUGAUCAUGACCGGAGGUUGUUCCUCCUUAUUUCUUCAUUAUUUGUUGGGAAGGACAAAGAUUAUGUUAUCAAAUUUUUAGAGAAUGGCGAUUUGCACCCAACAGUUGGAAUUCAGAACCUCAUUGACAGAUCCCUCAUCAGCAUUGGUGACGAAAAUAAGGUGAUGAUGCCUCCACUUAUUCAGGACAUGGGGAAAGAAAUUAUUCGUCGAGAAUCACAAGAUGAUCCCGAGAGAUUGUUGUGCAAAUGGUUGAACCAAUGCGGUCUGCAUGACUUGACAGAAAACAGUGAAACUGAUGCAGAUGGAGUUGACCUCCCAGGCACGCAUCUGCCAGAAGAUGGUCUUGUCCCAGCACUUGAAAAGGCGUUUUGUUGGACUUCUUUCGACAUUCCCCUUAUCUGGUGGGCUCAAAAGAUUCUUCCCGUGAUGAGAAAAGUACUUGUGAAGACGCCUUCUUUCUUUCGGAAAAACCAACAUUUUACUACUUUGCACAAAUCUGUUAGUUGCAGAGGUAUAUCUGUCCUGUUCUUUUUCAUCAGCUUCAGGAUCAAAAAAAAAAAGCAAAAAAUGUCUCAGUUUACUUAUCAUGCAUUUCUGAGUUUGGCAACAAAAAUAGGCAAGUCUUUUGGAAAUCAUCUUCAUUCAGCUUUAUCAAAUGCUGGUAUUCGCGCAUUCAGUGUUGAUGAACUUGAUAUAGAUGAAAAAGGGUGCAAAGAAUUGCAGAAAACAAUUCAAGAAUCAAGAAUUCUCAUUGUUGUCUUGUCAAAAGACUACACCUCUUCAGACAGGUGCCUUGAUGAACUUGUGUUUAUACUUGAGAGCAAGAAACUUUUUGGACGUUUCGUUUUACCUGUGUUUUAUGAUGUGGAUCCAUCUGAAGUCAGGAAGCAAAAAGGGUGUUUUGAACAAGAUUUUUUAAUGUAUGAAGAGAGGUUUAAAUCCGGGACCGAGGAAAGGAGACUGGAAUGGCUGCAGAAGGUGAAGAAAUGGAAGACUUCUCUAACAGAAGUUGCUGAUUUGGGAGGAAUGGUCUUACAGAAUCAAUCCGAUGGGUGUGAGUCAAGGUUUAUUCAAGAGAUUGUGAAGGUGGUUGCAGGAAGACUAAAUCGCGCAGUUCUGAGUGUAGCUCUCCACCCCGUUGGAAUAGAUUCUCGAGUUAAAGACAUAAAUCUCUGGUUGCAGGAUGGAUCAACUAGUAUUGAUAUGAUGGCUAUAUAUGGUAUGGGGGGUCUAGGUAAAUCUACCCUUGCCAAGACUGCUUAUAAUCUUAACUUUGAUAAAUUUGAUGGCUGCAGCUUUCUUGCUGAUGUGAAUAAAACUUCAGAAAGAUAUGAUGGCUUGGUAAGUCUACAAAGACAACUUCUUUCAGAUGUUCUAGGGAAGAAGGUUGAAAAGAUAUACAAUGUCGAUGAAGGAGUCAUCAAGAUUCAAGAGGCCAUCCAUCGCAGAAGAAUUCUUCUUGUUCUCGAUGAUGUGGAUGAUCGAGAUCAGCUAAAUACGGUUCUUGGGAUGCGAGAAUGGUUUUAUCCAGGUAGUAAAAUAAUCAUAACAACCAGAAAUCAGCACCUGUUUGAUGCUAGUGAGGCCUGCAGUUGUAAGAUGUAUAAGGUCAUGCCUUUGAAUGCUCAAGAAUCGAUUCGACUCUUCAGCUGGCAUGCUUUUGGAAAAGAAAAACCAUCAGAAGAUCAUGAGGACCUUACAGAAAAGGUGAUACUUCAUUGUAAAGGGACUCCUUUGGCUCUCAAAGUUUUAGGUUCUUCUCUUUGUGACAGAAGUAUAGAGGUGUGGGAGAGUGCAUUAAGGAAGUUACAGGCAAUCCCUGACAAUAAGAUCUUGGAAAAACUUAGAAUCAGCUACGAUUUGCUGGAUGAUGAUGAUGUACAGAAAAUAUUCCUUGAUAUUGUCUGUUUCUUUGUGGGGAAGGAUAGAGACUAUGCAGUUACUAUACUCGAUGGAUGUGGUUUUUUCUCAGUAGUAGGAAUUCAAAUUCUUUCAGAUAGAUGCCUGGUAGAAAUGGACAAGGAUAAGCUGAAAGUGCAUUCAUUGAUUCAAGAUAUGGGAAGAGAAAUUAUCCGCCUAGAAUCCCCUUGGGAGCCUCGGAAAAGAAGUAGAGUUUGGCGAUACAGAGAUUCCUUCAAUAUAUUGAGUACAAAAGCUGGAACUGAAAAUAUUGAAGGCCUGGUUCUUGACAAGGGAAUGUCCAAUAAAUUGUCCAAAGCAGUCAAAUCUGUCCGAUCGUAUUUCUUCAGUGAAGAUGCUGGUCCGAUAGGUCAUGGCUAUCCAAGAAAACGCCGCAAGCAUUUGGAGCAUUUUGAUGAUGCCAGCACAGAAGGUUCAGACAGUAUAGAAUUUGAAGCUGAUGCAUUUUCCAGAAUGCAGAGGCUGAGGAUUCUCCAGCUUAGUUAUGUAAGCUUAACUGGAUUCUUUAGUUUGUUUCCGAAAAGUCUAAGAUUACUAUGUUGGUCUGGAUUUCAUAUGAAGAUCAUCCCUGAGGAUCUCCCUCUAGAGAGCCUGGUUGCCCUUGAAAUGAAAAAAAGUUAUUUGGAAAAAGCCUGGGAGGGAAUUAAGAUUCUUACAUCAUUAAAGAUCCUCAACUUUAGUCAUUCCCAUUUUCUAAAAAGAACUCCUGAUUUUUCUGGACUUCCCCAUUUGAAAACUUUGAUCCUGAAAGACUGCAUUAAGUUGGUCAAUAUUCAUGAAUCAAUUGGAUGCCUUGAUGGACUUGUCUAUAUGAACUUGAGAGACUGCAAGAAUCUAAGGAGACUCCCUGGAAGCUUUUAUAAGCUCAAAUCCUUAGAAAAACUUAUAAUCUCUGGCUGUUCUAGACUAGUUACAUCAGCAAUAGAGCUAGGCAAGUUAGUAUCUUUGACAAUCCUGCAGGCUGAUGGAAUGAAUUUUGGUCAUUUAGUCCCUGUGGGUGGUAACAUGAAUUCAUGGAAUGCCCUCUGGAAAACUUGGUCAUCAAAGUUGAGAAGAUCCCCAGGCUCUAACCAGUUUUCGUUCUCUUCUUUAUCAAGUUCGCUCGUCAGCUUAAGUCUUUCUAGUUGCAACUUAACAGACGAUGCUCUAUCCUUUGGCCUCAGCAACCUUCCCUCAUUAUGCUUCUUGAAUCUAAGUGAAAACUUGAUUUAUAACCUGCCUCAGAGUAUCAAAAAUCUUGGUAAGCUCCAAGACCUUUGGUUAGAUGGAUGUCAAAGCCUCCUAUCUCUGCCAGAGCUUCCGUCAAGCCUUGUUAAGCUGAAAGCAGUUAGAUGCUCAUCACUGCAAACAGUCACAAAUCUACCAAACCUAAUGACAACUCUCUUUUUAGAUGUCAUGGAAAGUGAGAGCUUAACUGAGAUUUCAGGAAUUUUCAAGCUAAAGCCCAUUGAUAAUUUUGAAGUUGAAAUAUUGAAUACUCUACGCCUUCUUCUCAACCUAGAUAACACAUUCGAUACAGUGGUGGAAAUAUUUAAUAGGUUCACCAAAACAAAAAGGAUGUAUUCAGUACAGCAGGGACUCUAUGAAUUUGGAAUCUUCAGUACUUCUUUUCCAGGAAAUGAGGUUCCAAGCUGGUUCAGCAACAAAAGUGAACAGAGAUUGUUGACAUUGUAUGUGGAUUCACUUCCUAAUAUCAAGAUAACAGGACUGCUCAUUUGCAUCGUCUAUGAACGUUCUAGUCCUCUUAUAUUUCGCUAUUUUAGUGACAGUAAAUUUGGGGGCUCGCAUACAAUCGACAUCAAAGUCCAAAACAUUACACAGGGUCUUAAGUGGAUUUAUGCCCCAUCAUUCAUUGGUAUUCCAGGAGAGAACAACAGGUUGACAUUUUUAUGCCACUGGAAGUUUGGCAAGUAUUUACAAACAGGUGAUCAGAUUAAUGUUUCAUUGCCUUGUUGGGAUAAAACUUUUAAGAUGAAAGAGUUUGGAGCUACACUUGCUUAUAACAAUCCAGAUUUAGACCAGUCCUCAGCAUCUACUAGUGAAACAAGAGUUCUUGCAACGCGACAUACUCCAAUUAGUGAAUAUCAAUCCGAAGAAAUUGUCAUGGAAGGCUUCAUGCCUUCAUAUCAGUUGGCGGUUCAUCAUUACUAUCUUUCUCACCCUGAGUACUAUGUGAUGCGUGACGAUGCAGAUUUCGUUGUGAGGUCAAUCUUGAACGAGAAAUUGUUCGAGGUUUAUGAUGUGCAGUCUGCAGGUUCAGGGGCAGAAGAAGAGGAUGAUGAUGAUAGGAUCUUCGAUUAUGACGACGAUGAAGAUGAAGAGGCUGCACUAGCAGAGCUCGAGGAGCUGUUGGAAAGAUCUUGGUGAAGGAAAUGAAACAAUGGUGCAGCAGUUUUAACCUAAGUUGCUUGGACUCUCCAAAAAUAUUGUUGCACUCGUGUCGUAUCCUUCAGAAAUAUACUAUUUUUGGAGGAUUCGACACGCAUCCGUCCACACUUUUGA